AUACGUCUGUAAACAAUGUCAACAGGAUAUCAUCAUGGACGAGGCCGAAGAAGAUUUAAAGGGAAUGCAUCUAAUCAAAGAGGCAGAAAUGGACGAAACUUGAAAUCAAGGGGACGCUUUAGGUAUAAACAAAGAAAUAAUGAAAACCUUAGUGUUGCAGAAAAAAGUGCAGACUGCAACAUAGAAAAAAAUGAAUAUGAUAUUGAAAAAGACUCAAAGAUAUUUUUCACUGGAACUGCUUCAACAGAUCAACACUUGACAGCUCAAAAUACCAAUCGUUUACGCUAUGCUGCUACAUUAGCUGUGCUUGUGAAAAGCAAAAUUCAGAUUACACAAAAUGCUUGUAUCAAGGCCUUAGCCAUGGCAUGGGCUAGAGGUGACUAUGAAAUGGCUUCUUCAUUUCUACAACUACAUUCACAUUUUGGAUUAACAGAGGUCCUCAAAAGUCUGACCAUGCUUGAUGCUGGACGCCAAGUCAGAGGGCUUGAGAAACGCCUUAAAUAUCUCCAGUUAUCAGUUAACAAAGUCAAACCACAAAAAAUUGGAAAAUUAAAAUCUGAUAUUGAUAAUUUGAACAGGUUAAAACCUCCUAUGGGCUCAGCAAGUGGAGCUAUUUGCAAGCAUGUUAGAAAAUGGGUUCAAGAAUUUAAGGCAGAAGACUUAGAAUUUUUUGCAAUCCAUUUUCCAAAAGAUCCGUGGAUAAAAUUAGCAGAUUUAUGUCAUUUAAAACCUGAGAGGGAUUUUCCAUCUGCCAAAUGGUUUUUGUCUUAUUGUUUUGGUACUGGCUCUCCUCCAGUUGAAUCAAUGGUUGAAAUAUGUCAGACAUUAAGUGAGGAAAAUGUCAAUGAUCUAAUUCAAAUAUGGGAAAUACCCUAUAGUGUCUUGAAGAAGUAUAAGGAUAAACUUAAUCCUGAGUCUAAAAGAAGAAUUGCUGAAUAUGAACCAAAACUAGACACUAUUUUGUGGUGGUAUGAAGAUUUGAGAUGCACUGAAGUAGACGAAGUUAUUUCAAAGAGACUGGAGUCUGGAGAAGAAGUCAAUUUACCAAAUGGAAAACUUCUGGAAAGAUUGCUUACAAUUUUUUUGUUGAGAAAUCCUCAUCUUGAUAAUUGCUUAAAUAAUUCAGUUGAACUUGUAAGAGAGCCUGAAAUUGAAAACUUCUUAGCCAGACUCAUUGAUGUCACAGAGCCAAGACUAACUUCUUUAAGCUUAUCGGGACAUAUAGGAAACCAUCAGUGGUUGGACGCUACAAUGACUUCAGUAAACUUGGAAUCACCUAUAGUAAUCAUAGGUGAUGCUUCAGGAUCGAUGCAGACUGCCAUUCGUACUAGUACUAUCAUUGCUAGUCUCCUCACAGUCAUUUGUUCAGCUAAACUAGUGUUUUUCAAUGAUAAAUCAAGUGAUGCACCAUUUCUACCUAAGACAGUAAGGGAGAUCUUGAAAUUGGCAGCAACAACAAUUGCAGAUGGUGGAACAACUCCUGCAGCAUCUCUGAUGCCUUUUUAUGCCAGCAAAGAAAUAGUCAAAACAUUUAUCAUAGUGACUGAUGAAGAAGAGAAUGGAGAAAUUGAUGGUUAUAGAUUUGCUCCCCUCUACAAAAAGUACUUUGAAGAAGUCUUCCCGGCAAACUUAGUAUUUGUGUCUUUCCUUCGUAAUCAGCAUUCUAAAGGUCAAAUGAUCACUGCCCUUAAUGAGUUAGGAUAUCAUCCUAAACAGAUAAAACUGGAAACAUCAAGACCAGACUUAACAAAACUGGAUGAUCUGUUUGCUCAAAUGUCCGCUGUGACAACAUCUUCCUUCAUAGAUCAGUUAAAUGAAGCAGAGUCAUUAGCCAAAAGUCUGGGAAUCAGCCAUUUGUACAGCACUAUAAAGGAUAAUGAUGGAUAUAAAACUGACAUAGACACAGGAACUCAUUAACUUUAUGUUGCAUUAUAAACCUAUCAUUUCAUAAGAUUUCUUUGAAAUACUUGCAGGGGUUGAAGUUAACUUUAUAACAAAAUGGAUUACUAGGAAAUGUUCUGAUAAAAAAGCAUUUCAUUGAUCCCUACAAAAUGUUAAUUUAAAGUACUUUAAAUCAUCAGUUUUUCAGUAGUCCUCAUAAGUGGAAAUGUUGAAAUUAACUUUGUAUGGUUUCGAUCUCAAAAACUAGUAAAGAAAUUGAAAAUCCUAUUUCUUGAUAUCUUGGUGCUUGCAAAGUUAAGGUGCAAAUGUCUUCAGUUUAUCUUCUGAAAGUGAAUCAUUUUUAUUUUAAAUUAAAUAUGUAAACCGUUUUUAAAAUUCCUCUUUUCAGCUUUCAAACUCUUCAUGGGUUAAGGGUGGGUGGGCGUACAUGGAUCUCCAAAAUGGCUAUAACAAUUUUCCUAUAAAUUUGACAGGUUAUGUAUAUCUUCGUGAAAAGAAUUACUAACUAAUUGGCUAACAAUUAGUUGGGUAAAAGUAAAGGCAGUUGGUUGUUGUACCAGGUACUGGCUACAUGACAGCCUCAUCUGCCCCAUAGAUUGCAGGGCCUGAAAGGGAAACUUUACUUUUUUUUUUUAAUUUAUAAUAAUAAAAUUCAAUUUGGUUUGGAGAUCAAGACAAUCUUUAUUUUAAACACACAUUUGUCAGCGGGCAUUUCUGAAUGUCUUCAUUAAAGAGUUAAAUAAAUUUGUAAAUUUGAGGAACAUUUUGCCUACUGCCUUCUAAAUGUGGAUCUCAUCACCAAACUAGAAUCUUCUAUAUCAUAUAUCUAUAUGCAGAAUUCUAGUCUAGACUACCGUGGUUUUUUAAUGUUGCCAUGUCUGGAUCUGUAUCCAAACUAGAAUCUUACAUACUCUAAGUAGAUUUAUACAUGGCUAUGAACAUGGAUUUUUUUCUAUCAUUCAUUAGUUAGUAUGAGUAAAGGAGGCCAAUUGUUCUUACAAAACGUUAUCAGCUACAUAAAUAUUAAUAGUAAAAAAAACAAGGAAGAUUAUGGUAAGAAAGGGAAGGUGAUUAGUUUAUAACAUAUUUAAUAAGCCCACAGUUUUGUUAUUUUUCCAAAAAGUUAUACAAAUGUAUACAUAUAUUAAUGUGUUUUCAGUUUUCUACUAAUAAUUUACAUAUGUUUAUUUUUGUUUUGAAAAGAAAAGAAUGCAUUUUGUUGAUGCACAUAAGACACAUUUUUUAAAAACAGAUUUAAUAGGUAGUAUUUAGGAUUAUUUACUACCAGUGUCUUCAUGAACAAAAGUCCCUUAGACACUUAUACUAAGGGAAGGAAUUUCUUGAAGAGGCCAUAUACCAAACCCUAUUGGUCAACCAUCAAUCAUGAUUAUUUAAUAAUAAAAAGCAGAUGAAACUGUAUGAAAUUAAGCUAAUCUAUAUUUUUCACAUUCAAAGUCUGUUAUGAUAAUCGUCACUUUGUGGUCAAUUCAUGGUCACUAUUAUAAAUGCGUUUUAGAUAUGAGUUGGCCUGUAUAUUUGACAUGUUUUAUUUGGCAUACUAGUAAGGGCUGCAAAGAAAUGUGUGUAACACAAACUCCCUUGUCAGUUGAUUUUGAUUUGUUUAAUAUCACAAAAUUAAUGCCUAUUUUUGUUGGUGACAAUGGCCAUAACAGAUUAUUGGGGUGGGGGAGAGAAUGGAGCAGGGUAAAACAAAUGUUCCAUUUUUUAAAAUCUAACAUUCAUGAGUUAUUAAGAGAAAGUAAUAGUUCAAUGAGAUGUAUAAAGGAGGUGUUGUCUUGAAAAAAAAAGUAUUUUUUAAAAAUGUUUUUCUUGUUUUAAGAACAUAUAAGUAACUUGACUUUGUACAUGAAUGGCCUAAUAUUGAGCCCUAGGCCUAUACAGCAGCGCUACGAGUCUUCUCUUUUCUUCCCUCCGGUGCAGUUCUAGUGAAUGGUUUUCCCACUCCUGGCCAUGGAGGAUUAUUAAUUUUGAUUUGAUUUGAGAAGAACCUUGUCAAUACCAUGUUGAGCUAAGGCAGGCAUGUCAAACUCCUUAAGGUUUAUGGGCCACACAAAAAACUAACAAUGACCUGUUGGGCCGCAACCCAAAAUCAGUUGGAAAACAAAGCCUACGAAUUUUAUGAAAAUUAGAAACAGUACAAUAGAAUACAAGAAUUAAUGGUAUACCUGCUCCUUAGUUAGCUAAAUUUGUAUUACUAUAGGUAUUGUUGAUUAAAAAUUACUAUGAUUACGCAUUA
Molecule: messenger RNA, 4159 nt
Organism: Biomphalaria glabrata
Lineage: Eukaryota; Metazoa; Mollusca; Gastropoda; Planorbidae
Exons: 10
Coding region: 16-1917 (633 amino acids)
Source: RefSeq, a predicted model, not a curated record